Vigna unguiculata (cowpea) is the source of this 1783-nucleotide messenger RNA. RefSeq lists its product as uncharacterized. Gene Ontology annotation, molecular function: ubiquitin protein ligase activity. NCBI's taxonomy places the organism in Eukaryota, Viridiplantae, Streptophyta, Magnoliopsida, Fabales, Fabaceae. The record is from RefSeq and is a predicted model, not a curated record.
UGAGUAUUGGGCCUUCAGAAGUGAAUUUAGCGAUGAACCCUCAUGUUCAAGGUGACUCAGCCGGAGAAGGUAAUGCAAGCAACCAAAAUUACUAUAGGCCCCGGCUUUCUAGUGAAACACAGGAGAGGGUACUUCCCUUAUUUCCCCUCUUUGCCACUGAGGAAGCGUUUCCUCAGCUAGAUAUGAAUCUCCCUCAACCAGGUGCCAACAACAUUAGAGCCACAACUGAUGUUCCAUUUAAUAUUGUAGCACCGGAAUCAAACAUUUUUUCUUCAAGCUCCUCCCGUGCUGGAACUCCUCCAAAUCCAAUGGAAAAUUUAGACUUGUGUCUGAACGUUGGCUUAAGCCGUAGUCACGGUGCAGCAAUAUCUUCUGCUGCGAUUCCAAGUUCCAAUCCUGCACGUAGCGUGCAUGGGAGCAGCUUAAACUCAGUGAACAUUCCAAGAAAAAGAUCUGUCCCUGCUCAUGGUUCUGGAGGACUUCAUCUGGGUGAAAGUUCAAGCAUGGGUCAAGGGACAGGAGAGGUCAAAAGACUUGCUACUGAGUCUCAGGUGAGAGGUAGCAACUAUGUGAACCCGACACCACCAUCACGUUCUGUGGUGCAACAACAGCAUCAAUUCCUCGGUGGCCGCCAUGUUAAUCCAAACAAUGCAGGGACACCUUUUCCUCCACCCAGUACUCUUUCAAUUGGGCUGACUAAUACUGAUGAUGAAAGAAGAGGUUAUCAUGCUCCGAUUCCGAGCCAAGCGAGUUUGCCUUUCAACGGAGCCUUAUCACAUUCCCAACUGUCUCCUCUCCAACCCUCACAUUCCGUUCGGCCUCUAUCUUUACUCAGUAGUUCAUUCAUGUCAAGUUCUGCCCCCAGCGUUAACAACCAAACAUCCUCUCCGUGUCCUCACGCUAGAGUCGAUAAUAUUAAUAUGAUUCCAUCUUAUGAACAUGGAAAUGACAUGUUUGGUCCGGUAGUUACAUCCACUCAUCGACCAAACAGGUUUUACUUUGAUACUGAUCCAGAGACUGCUAGAAUGGCUCUUUUAUAUGGUCUCCCCCGUCAGUUCGGUGCCCCGGAAUCGGAACCACUGCAAUUUCUACCUGGAAUUGCGGGCAAUGGUGGCAGAGUUACUAAUGCUGGAGCGAAUACGUACCACCCUCUGAGUGCUACAGCAUGGUUUCUUCCACAGGGCUCAGGAGGAAUGAACCCUUCUGCUACAGCAAGUAGUUCUGGCACCCACAACCAUCAUAGGCCAGUACCACAAAUUCCUUCUGUUGGAGCACUAAGAGGGUUUCCAUCUGAGAUUGAGCACCCUCAAGCAUUUGGAACGUCGCAAGCAUUCACGGGACUGAGUCUGGAAACGAUAAUGCAGUUCAUGGAGCGUGAGAUUUUCUUGGUUGUUGAUGGAGAUGACUCAGAAGAAACUAAAGAAAAAUGCCCCGUCUGUCUGGAAGAAUUUUGCAGGGGAGAGGAUAUUGGGAAGCUGCAUUUGUGUGUGCACAAGUUUCACUUUGAUUGCAUUAAAGAGUGGCUCAUGCAGAGGAAUCUUUGCCCCGUUUGCAGAAGAACCGCGUUGGAAAGGCGUAAUGACCGAAGAAUGGUAUAUAUACUUGAAUAAGAAUUCAGAAGAGAGAAAUAGAUAUUAUGAGCUUUUACUACUUCCUUUAAUAAAUAAUCAUCUUUACGGUAAGUAUGGUCACAUGGACACCUAAAUAAAAUUUACCAUACUCCAAAAAGAUAUAUAUUAUGUAUGAACUUUUACAACUGAACAAAUACUUUCCAACUUUUAUA